CUCCGGGGCGCAGCUCUUACAAGAGGGCAAGGCAAGCACUUGUCUGUACGAGAGCGUCCGAUUGCAAGCUAGUGCAUGUUACCUUUAUAGGUGACCUCAGUAUCGUCGCCAACUGUGGGAUUAUCUGUGCCUUACAGGAACCACAGAACAGAUAAUUAGUAGAUUUCCCAUCACUGGCUAGCAAGAUAUGUAAAGAAACGUCAACGUUUUUAAUUUUUUUUUUUUUUACCACCCAUGGACCACCCAUGGACACACACAAAUAAGAUCUAAAAUAGGAACACAUUUUUUCUCUUGUUACAAAUGUUCCCUGGUGGGUUAGGGUUGAACAGGAAGCGGUCUGAAAUGAUUUCUCCUCUUCAAUCCAUUUCCAUUACAGUUAUCAAGGUUCUGACCGCGUUUUGUUUACACAGUAGCGUACUGAGGUGUCAUCUUCACCUCUCAGAUGUUUCAGUCACAGCCUGACUGGUGGUGGUGGUCUUGUGGGUUUGUGCAAGGAAGGGUUUAAAUGAGACACCAAGACAAAACUCUUGACAGUUAUUGAGAGGAGGCUGGAGACGAUGGAAGGUUCCAGAUCGAUUCUGCCUUUAGCCCUGGGCUUUGUGCUCAUUUCUACAUGCGGUGCGCUGUGCUCUGACGAAGUCUGUGGCCAGAAUCUGAACGUCUGUGAGACCCACACAUUGCAGUUUGAACUGGGCUCAUCUGUGCUUUUUCCAUGCAACUUUGAUAUCGCACAAACAGCACAGAUUCAAUCUCAUCGAACACUGUUCCAUGAGAGGAAACAACAUUUCUCCAUCUCAUGGAAACACGACUUGAACAGCCUGGUUAUUUUUCCGUCUGUUGGCCAUGUUCAAUUUCUGCUCCCUGAAAGAGGCAGAGUCAAGGUUUUUCCAAACCUGGGUUCAAGAGGCAACUUCUCAAUCCGGAUCGACGGUCUGGUCUUUUCCGACCUGGGCUGUUAUUGCUGUGUGCACGCGGAGACGUCUGACUGUCACAGGGUGGAGCUGGUAACUGCUGAAGGUGCAGCGCCAGAAAAAACCGUGUGGUUUCCAGUUUCCAUCUUCAUUGUCACUGCAGCUCUGCUCGUGUUCAGCUUCUUCAUCUACAACUUUUACAGCUGCAAACAAAGACACAGCGCCGACAGUCCUUUAGCUGGAGGAACUCAGGCUUGGGUGAAUGAUGACCGACACCCCACCCAGCCAAACAACCCCUUCGUCAUCCACCCCGGAUUGACAGGAUUUUAUUACCCAGAACCAACCCAAGCAGAGCAGGGCACCAGAAUUUACCCCCACUUGACUGGGCUGCAAAACAUUGGUUAUUUCCCAAACCCGAUUUACAACUAAAGCACAGAGCAGCUCCCCCUGUAAGGAUGUAAGGAUGUCAGGGACGAGGAACAAUAAAACAUUACACAAUAUAAGUGUUAAAGUAUUUAAUUAUGUUUUGAAGCUGCAUCACGUCUUGUUGCAAUCAUUAUUUCUGUUAUAAAAUUAUUAUUAAUGUUGUAGUGUUUAAAUGUUUUACUUGGUUAAACAUAUUGUACAAAUACCAUUGCCAUAAAAAAAGUUAAACCUUCAUUCUCAGAAUUUAGUCCUUUUUUAAAACAAGUAAUUUUUUAAAAAUUUUAUUAGGAAUGUCCGAUAAUAUCGGCAGACUGAUAUUAGCAUGUUAUGUUCUUCUGUCAAUAUGUUUCUGCACAAUAUUUUCACUUGCCUCUGUUUAAAUGCCCCAGAGGCUCUGCAAGCCUCUAAUUGGCCCUGGCAAUAAAUUCAAAUUUUCAAUGUUUGUACAAUGUUUUAUUACAAUUGAAAUUUUACCAAAAGGUGGAGAAUUACAUUCAGAUGAAUGGAUAUGAAGACAAAGCAAUGAUAACCUCAGACUCAGCUAAUGAACUCUCUCUUCACGAAGUUGUGUUAACCCUAACAAUAGAAGGAGGGUUAGCGUUAUGUUUCACAGUA
Molecule: messenger RNA, 1952 nt
Organism: Cynoglossus semilaevis (tongue sole)
Lineage: Eukaryota; Metazoa; Chordata; Actinopteri; Pleuronectiformes; Cynoglossidae
Exons: 6
Coding region: 558-1340 (260 amino acids)
Source: RefSeq, a predicted model, not a curated record